CUCUCUCUCUCGUGCGCGCGAGAGGCAAGGAAGCGUAGCGAGCCGGUGCGGGCCGUUUUUUAAGCGAGGCGAGGCAAGCAUGCCCAAGCAAGCGUUCAAAAUCGAAGAGUUCAAGGUGCUCAAGGAGUCAUGGCAGAGGAACGAGAACGAUGGGGCGGAGAAGAGGAUGUGCUUCUGGAGCAAGUCGGCGGUCGAGUACGCGCUGCUCUCGCCAAAGUCGAAAACGCGGGCGUAUUGGUCGGUCCUCCUCCUGCUGGUCAUCUCGUACAACUCGGUCUUUGUACCGAUGCGAACUACGUUUCCGGGCAUGUGUCUGCCUGAAGUAUGGUGGACCAUUGAUUAUCUCGGCGACGUGGUGCUGCUGGUGGACAUUUUCUGGCGGUUCUACGUUGGCUACUACGCGCUGGGUGUGGUGGUCACCACCCGCCGGCUUGUUGUUCGCAACUACCUCCACGGCUCGUUCCUGCUGGAUCUUGUGGCGUCGCUGCCAUUUGACUUUGCGCUGUACGACUGCCAGCCGCACGCGUUCAUGCGGCUCAACCGGUUGCUGAGGCUCUACCACGUGCCGAACAUCUUCCGAUCGUGGGAGCAGUCGACGUCGCGACCUGUGGUGUUUCGGCUGACCAAGCUCUUCUGCGGCAUCAUGAUGCUUGCGCACUGGACGGCUUGCGCGUUUUUUGCGACGGUCAAGCAGGAGAACAAGCGAUUCGGUGAGGGCGGGUGGCCGCAGCCGGUCGGCACCGGGUGGCCGCAGGGCAUGCAGACGCUGGUGACCAAGCCGGCGCACGAGGCGUAUCCGCGGGCGCUGUUCUGGUGCAUCACGCUGCUGACGGGCAUGGGCCCCGACCACAACUCGCCCGACACCAAUCUAGAGCUCGCGUUCUCGUUCGGCAUGCUCUUCAUCGGCAUCUUUGUCUUUGCUUCCGUUAUCGGUAACGUCGGAGACCUUAUUUCGAACCGCAACGCCACCGGAGCCAAGUUCCGCAAGAAGCUCGACAUUGUCAACCUGUGGAUGCGGUACAAGGGCAUCAAUCCGGUGCUCCAGCAGCGGAUCCGUAACUACUACCAGUACAUCUGGCAGCGGCAGGCCGGCCUCAACGACGCCAUCAUUCUCUCUGACCUGCCGCUCCAUCUGCGGGCCGACGUGUCGUCGGACCUCAACAAGGACAUUUUGCGCAAAGUCUCGCUGUUUGAAAAGUGCGGCGACGAGUCGUUCUUGCAGGAGCUCACCCGCAAGCUCAAGCCCGAGGUCUACACGCCCAACGACUACAUCAUUCGCGAAGGCGACUUUGGCGCCUCGAUGUACUUUAUCACCCGUGGCAUCGUCACCGUCGAGCUGGCAGGCGUGGGUAAGGUCAACACGCUCGGCGAGGGCUCAUUCUUUGGCGAAGUCGCGCUGCUGAUGAAGGCCAAGCGUAACGCGUCGAUUAUUGCCAAGACCUUUGUCGACGUCUUUGUUCUCCUCAAGGAGGAUGUCGACGAGGCGCUCUCUGACUUUCCCGAGUACGCCAUGGAGAUCUACCGCAUGGCCAACGACCUCGGGACCGAGGACCAGAACAAGGAAGUCCGCGAGGUCAUGGCGCCCGGGGCUGAAGCCUUUGGUUCGCCGCCUGGCCCGGGACAGCCAGUCACGGCAGCGGUAGCGGGCGCGAUGGACGCACCCGCACCCAACCUGGCCAUGCCGUCGCCUGGGCCCGGGCUGCCUCUCGUCCGCGCCGCCGCCGCCCACGCCUCACAGCUGGUUGUCCCGCGGUCGGCGACGGCAACCACCAUGCCGCUCUCGAUGUUUUUCCGGGCGGUCGAGCAACUGACUGCACAGGCCUCGACCAUCGGGCUGAUGUCGCUCGAUGACCUUGACUACACGUACGAGGUGCUCAUGGGACUCAUUGCUCAGAUUAUGGCGCAGCGGGGUUACGUGGCGUCGACCGGUGACGCCGCCGUCCCGUUCUCAGCCUUUGUCUCGGGCCAGCAGGCGACAGUCGCUGCCAGGACCAACCGCUCCUCGCGCAAGCUUGCCCGCGCCGUCUCGGACCGCCGCGGUUCGGGCGACUCGGGCUCGGCGCCCCGCGCUCCGCUUCCGGCUGUCUCCUCGACCGGGAGCGUCAAUCGCGGCGUGCGCCGCAGGGGGUCCAGUCGCCGCCUCGACGACUCGACCUCAAUGGAGAUGUCGGACGAGGGCGAGACCGGUUUUGACGCUGCUGUCCAUGCUCGCCGCGUAGCAGGCGGCCGCCGCAACCGCGUCGCCCCGGCGCCGCCCGCGUCGACCCGCGCCAAUGCACGCGGUGGGACGACCACCGUUGUCUCGAUCGAGUAAU
Thecamonas trahens ATCC 50062 is the source of this 2315-nucleotide messenger RNA. RefSeq names its product cyclic nucleotide-binding protein. Lineage: Eukaryota; Apusomonadida; Apusomonadidae. Gene Ontology annotation, molecular function: protein-containing complex binding; voltage-gated potassium channel activity. The record is from RefSeq and is a predicted model, not a curated record. Gene Ontology annotation, cellular component: membrane. The coding region runs from base 80 to 2314 and encodes 744 amino acids. Gene Ontology annotation, biological process: transmembrane transport; potassium ion transport. The transcript has 2 exons.